Colletotrichum spaethianum is the source of this 225-nucleotide messenger RNA. RefSeq lists its product as uncharacterized. The coding region runs from base 1 to 225 and encodes 74 amino acids. The record is from RefSeq and is a predicted model, not a curated record. The transcript has a single exon. NCBI's taxonomy places the organism in Eukaryota, Fungi, Ascomycota, Sordariomycetes, Glomerellales, Glomerellaceae.
AUGGCAGACUCUGGCAGACUCUGGCGACAGUGGCAGGGGACAAGCAUGCGACCAGCGAGACUUGGACAGGAAAACUGCAGGCCUGCAGGCGACAAGCUGCAGCAAACUCCUUGGGACUGGACCCAGGAGCCGGACAGAGACCAGUGGACUGAAGGGUGGGAGAAGGGAAAAAACCACCAAAAAACCAACGACUACAACAACCGAGACCACCUCAACAACGAUUGA